Molecule: messenger RNA, 675 nt
Organism: Perkinsus marinus ATCC 50983
Lineage: Eukaryota; Perkinsozoa; Perkinsida; Perkinsidae
Product: Rab11b, putative
Exons: 5
Coding region: 1-675 (224 amino acids)
Cellular component (GO): endosome
Molecular function (GO): GTPase activity; GTP binding
Source: RefSeq, a predicted model, not a curated record
AUGUUCCAUGAAAUGGAAGAAGCAAGCGUCGUUACCACUUCAGUCGUCCUAGUCGGCGAUGCUACCGUUGGCAAGACCCAUCUCUUGUCCCGAUAUAUCAAGGGUACUUUACCCCGUGCCCCUACUGCAACAAUAGGGGUGGAGUUCGCUACGAGGACGGUACCUCUUGCCGUUGGUGGCACGGUUAAAGCUCAGAUUUGGGACACAGCGGGCCAGGAGCGUUAUCGAGCAAUAACAUCAGCACACUAUCGCAGAGCAGUGGGUGCCUUAUUGGUCUACGACGUUACCAGACGCAACACUUUCCUCAACUGCUCUAAAUGGAUGGAGGAACUUCGGCAGAAUGCUGAGCCCGAUAUCGUCAUACUGUUAGUCGGCAACAAGAUCGAUCUAGUAGAAAAGGACUCUUCUACGAGACAGGUUACGACGGAGGAAGCCACGGCGUUUGCGAAGCAGAACGGUCUGUUCUUCGCUGAGGCCUCUGCAGUGUCGUCUGUGAAUGUCAAAUUCAUAUUCGAGAAUCUCCUACAAGAAAUUUAUAACCAGCGUAGUCGAGCCCAGGCCGAGGGGAAGUCUCAGCAGGAGCUAACAGCGCAAGGAGGGAUGAAGAUCGCCCCUCAUGAUCACGACCGUUAUGCUAAUAACUGCAACAAUGAGCUUCCCACUUGCCAGUGUUGA